UCCAAGCUUCAGGCUUUCUCUGUAAGCAAAAAGAAUGGAGGACUACGUAGGGCCAAACCCGAACCCGAAUCCUGCUCCAUGUUGGAGCAGCAUUCUAAAGAGCCAACCGGCAAAGCCUCAAUCUCGAAACCAAACAACGGAGCCGAGCCAACUCUUCGUGGAAAGCUGCAAAUCCACGAUGGGGAUAGCGGUGGCCGUGGUUGAUGCCAACGCCAUUAUUGAAGGUGGCGAAAGGCUCAACAACAACUCUGACAAGUUCAUCACCGUCCCCGAAGUUCUCGCCGAAAUUCGCGACCCUGUUUCUCGCCACCGCCUCGCCUUUAUCCUUUUCUCCAUCGACUCAAUGGAGCCCUCUCCCGAUGCCCUAAAUAAAGUUAUCAAAUUUGCGAGGGCGACUGGUGAUUUGCAGACUCUUUCGGAUGUUGAUCUCAAGUUGAUUGCCUUGACGUAUACAUUGGAGUCGCAAAUUCAUGGAACGCAUCAUCUUAGGGAUGCUCCACCCCCUGUUCAUGUUGUUAAUGUAAAGAGGCUUCCCAAAAGGGACUUGCCUGGAUGGGGCUCUAAUGUCCCCAAUUUGGAAGAGUGGGAAGCGCUCGAAUGUGAAAACGGGGAUGGAUUGAAUUCUAACUCAAGAAUCCUUCCAUUGAAAGACUUAAAUAUGAACAUUGUCUCUUCGGAUAACCGUUCCGAAGGUGGAUCAGUGGAAACAAAAGGUGAAACUCAUUCUGAGAAUCAGGAGGAUGCUGAUCAGGGUUUUAGGAGGCCUAGGCGAUAUUUACCCCAUAAAAAAGAGGUAAAAAUAGAAGGGAAAAAGAUGGUGGCUGAUGGGAUUGAUGCAUCUCAGGGGCAGUUUGAUGAUAACACUGAUGAUUGGAAACCUGCUGUUAGUCGAAGUACUCAUAGGAGAUUCCUUAGGAGGAAAGCUAGGCGGGAAUGCUAUGAGGCGUUAGUGGAGAAAGAUUGUCAAGAAGUUAUGAAGAAAAGCAUAGAGAAGAACAAUGUUGAAGAUGCAAGUGGUCCUGAUCAGCUGUUGCAACGAAGUGCCGAAGAAUUUCAUAAUGGAAAUGGGAUUUCUGUGCAGGCUGAGCAAGCAGAAGUUGACGUGGGUGAUGGGGAUCUUUCAUCAAUCCUAAAACAAAUGAGGCUGGAAGAAGAUUCAGUGAUUGCUCUUCAUGAAGGAACUGAAGAGGAGACUGCCAUGGAGGAAGCUGUGUUAGAUGGUAAUGUAAAUAUUGCUGUUGAAGGAGAUGGUGAAGAAUUAGAGCAGUUGGAGUUGUCAAGUCAGACCAAUGAAACCGAACAUGCAUCAUAUGCAGAUGAUGUUAGCAGUGAACAGAGCUGGAUGCUGAGGUCCUUAUCCGAGUCCACCGUGGCUUGUGUAACGGGGGACUUUGCAAUGCAAAAUGUUCUUUUGCAAAUGGGUUUACGAUUACUAGCACCUGGUGGAAUACAGAUUAGGCAGCUGCACAGAUGGGUAUUGAAGUGCCAUGCCUGCUAUACCGUGACUGCUGAAAUUGGAAGAAUUUUCUGUCCCAAGUGCGGGAAUGGAGGAACAUUACGAAAGGUAGCUGUUACUGUUGGUGAAAACGGAAUUGUUUUGGCAUCCCAUCGCCCAAGAAUUACAUUGCGCGGUACAAAGUUUUCUCUGCCUUUACCCCAAGGUGGAAGGGAUGCCAUAACCAAAAACCUCAUUUUGCGUGAAGAUCAACUUCCCCAGAAGUUCCUUUACCCUAAAACUAAGAAGAAGGCAAAUAAACAGGGGAACGUUGAUCUCUUAAUGGCUGGGGACACCUUCACUCACCAUAGUGAUAAGAGAGCACCUCUUCAGCCUCCAGUAAGAAAAGCAUUAGCAGUCUUUAGUGGAAAGAGGAAUCCGAACGACAAUCAUUACUCACGAUCAAAGCAAAAGUAACUACUUCUAACUUUUAUAUUUUU
Messenger RNA from Hibiscus syriacus, 1935 nucleotides. RefSeq names its product 20S-pre-rRNA D-site endonuclease nob1-like. Gene Ontology annotation, cellular component: preribosome, small subunit precursor. Gene Ontology annotation, biological process: ribosomal small subunit biogenesis; maturation of SSU-rRNA. The transcript is spliced from 5 exons. Gene Ontology annotation, molecular function: RNA endonuclease activity. The record is from RefSeq and is a predicted model, not a curated record. Bases 35 to 1912 code for a protein of 625 amino acids. NCBI's taxonomy places the organism in Eukaryota, Viridiplantae, Streptophyta, Magnoliopsida, Malvales, Malvaceae.